Molecule: messenger RNA, 3678 nt
Organism: Megalops cyprinoides (Indo-Pacific tarpon)
Lineage: Eukaryota; Metazoa; Chordata; Actinopteri; Elopiformes; Megalopidae
Gene: pkn3
Product: protein kinase N3
Exons: 22
Coding region: 257-3121 (954 amino acids)
Biological process (GO): signal transduction; protein phosphorylation
Molecular function (GO): ATP binding; small GTPase binding; protein serine/threonine kinase activity
Source: RefSeq, a predicted model, not a curated record
AGGCGUUUUCAGUUAGCCAGCGUAAAAGGAACUUUGUUAGCUGCGCCCGCGAGUCUGUUUAUUCUUCCGAGAAGCCGUUAAGGAUGCCGGUUAAUUUUGGGAUUUUUCCAACGUCUGGCUAGCUAGUUUGGCUAGCUAGUUAUCGACAGUUUAUAGGAGUUCAAUUUUUCCUUGAUAUCCAGCCAGCCGGCUUUUUACAGACACACACACCAACACACCUCAGAAUCGUCACCUCUUUCAGUUGUGGCUGGGCUACAUGGCGGGGGUAACGCUACAGAGCGCCGCGCUGCAGGGCCUGAAGGAUGGCAACAUCCUGGACCCGGAGUUCCAGCAGCGGCUGGAGGACGCGCGCGCCCUGCUGCGGCAGGAGAUCCAGCGGGAGCUGAAGAUCAAGGAGGCGGCGGAGCGGCUUCGGCGCGCCGUCACCAGCCGCAAGAACGCCGCCGACGUGGAGGGCCAGCUCAAGGCCUCCAACCGCAAGCUGGAGCAGCUGCACUGGGAGCUGCAGGAGCUCAACGCCCGCGCCGUGGCCACCGAGAAGGACACCAAGAUAGAUGACCCCACUUCCCCUGACCUCUGUCGCUGGGAGGAGAGGACCACUCCCCUGCUCAGCCGGGUCAACACCCUGAAGAAGCAGCUGGCUAUCGAGAUGAAGGUGAAGCAGGGAGCAGAGAACAUCAUACAGACAUAUGCAAGCAGUUCCUUCAAGGAUCGGAAGAUGCUGUCCACAGCUCAGCAGAUGCUGCAGGACAGCCGCACGAAGAUCGAGCUGAUCCGCAUGCAGAUUAUUAAAGUCGCGCAGGCUGCCGAGGGCGAGCAGGAGGUCAGCCAUCCUGAAGCGGGGCGGCCUGCCGAGACCAUCAGCCCCCUGGAGCUGAGGGUGGCGGAGCUGCGGCACCACCUGAAAAUCGAGGCGGCGGUUGCCGAGGGCGCCAAGAAUGUGGUGAAGCAGCUGGGAGGGCGCAGGGUGCAGGACCGACGGGCACUGGCCGAGGCCCAGUCCCGCCUGCAGGAGUCCUCCCAGAAGCUGGACCUGCUGCGUCUGUCGCUGGAGCAGCGCCUGAACGAGCUGCCCCAGGACCACCCCAAACGGGCCGCCAUCAAGGAGGAGCUCUCCCAGGGGGCUUCGCCCUCCGUGGGCUUCCAGCACAAUCGCCUGCGUUCCUCCUCCUGCACUUCCUCCUUCCUCAAGCCUGCCUCCCUUACAGGUAGGCUGGAAGUCAGACUGAUGGGCUGCCAGGACCUGCUGGAGUCAGUGCCGGGCCGCUGCCGAGUGACCAGUGUUUCCACGGCACCUGGCAGCCCCUCUGAGGCCAAGUCCUUGAAGGUGCGGUCAGGGCUGUCAGGUCGCAGUACCAACAGCAAGCUGAAUAAGGCGGAGGAGCUCUCCAUGGAGAUCAGUGCGGUGCUGAAGCUGGACAACAAAAUGGUGGGGCGCACCAGCUGGAGGCCCCUGAGCAACCAGGCCUGGGACCAGAGCUUCAGCAUUGACCUGGAGCGGUCUCGUGAGCUGGAGAUUGGGGUGUUUUGGAGGGACUGGAGGUCUCUCUGUGCGGUGAAGUUUCUGCGGCUGGAAGACUUCCUGGAUAACCAGCGGCACGGCAUGUGUCUGUACCUGGAGCCCCAGGGCAUGCUCUUUGCUGAGGUGACCUUCAUCAACCCUGUCAUUGAGCGGCACCCCAAACUGCAACGUCAGAAGCGCAUUUUCCCCAAAGAAAAAGGGAAGAACUUCCUGCGGGCCGCUCAGAUGAACAUGAACUUCGCCACAUGGGGGCGCUUGAUGAUGAGCAUGUUGCCACCCUGCAGCUCCAUGACAACCAUGAGUCCACCCCUGUCUGGCUCCUCUGACCCCGAGGUUACGUCCCCACCCUCUCAAGAGAAGGGCACCGUGCUGACCCCUCCACCAGCAGGGGACCAGACUGUGAUCAAGCUGAACUUCAGUGAUGAGCGGCCAGUUAAGCCACCCCGCCUCAACAUGGGUAAAGCCACGCUGGACAUGCCCUCUGCCACCAGCCCAGACCUACCGCUGGGGAACAUGCAGUAUCAGUAUGGCAGGGGAAGUUGCCCAGAGGAGAGAAAGGAGAAACGACCUCCUCAGCCCUCUCCUAAAGCGAAGGUAAGGGUGCAGAUGGAAGAUUUCCGCUGCAUCUCGGUCCUGGGCAGAGGGCACUUUGGAAAGGUCCUGCUCGCUGAGUUUAAGAAGACGGGGAAGCUCUAUGCCAUCAAAGCCCUGAAAAAGGGAGACAUAGUGACCCGCGAUGAAGUGGACAGUCUGAUGUGCGAGAAGAGGAUUUUCGAGACCAUCAACGCCUCGAGGCACCCCUUCCUGGUGAACCUGCACGGCUGCUUCCAGACAGCGGAGCAUGUUUGCUUUGUCAUGGAGUACUCCCCGGGAGGUGACCUGAUGAUACACAUCCACAACAACGUCUUCUCCGAGGCCCAGGCCAGGUUCUAUGCAGCCUGUGUUCUGCUUGGCCUGGAGUUUCUGCACCAGAAUAAAAUAGUUUAUCGGGAUUUGAAGCUGGACAACCUGCUGAUGGACGCAGAUGGCUAUGUGAGAAUUGCGGACUUUGGGCUCUGCAAAGAAGGGAUGGGCCACGGCGACCGCACCUCGACGUUCUGCGGCACCCCAGAAUUCUUGGCCCCCGAGGUCCUGACCGACAACAACUACACCCGCGCGGUGGACUGGUGGGGGAUGGGUGUCCUCAUCUACGAGAUGCUGGUGGGAGAGUCUCCCUUCCCUGGCGAUGAUGAGGAGGAGGUGUUCGACAGCAUAGUGAAUGACGAAGUACGAUACCCCAGAUUCCUCUCGCCAGAAUCCAUCUCUGUUAUCCAGAAGCUGUUAAGAAAGAACCCAGAGAGGAGGCUUGGAGCUGGGGAGGAGGAUGCUGGGGAGGUUAAAAAGCAGAAAUUCUAUCAGGGAAUUGACUGGGAAGCCCUACUGGCCAAAAAGGUGAAGCCCCCGUUCCUGCCAACGAUCAAAGAGAAGGUGGAUGUCAGUAACUUCGACGAGGAGUUCACGCGCCUGAAGCCCAUCCUGACACCCCCCCACACCCCCUGCUUCCUCACUGCGGAGCAGCAGCAGGUCUUCGCCGACUUUGACUUUUCGGCCCUAGACUAACCGGGACGAGACGCCCCGCCCCCGUCCCUACAAACUGGGUCAGGCGGGAGGGCUGCUGCAGUGGUGUGACACCCCCGGCUUCUUCCUAUUCUGCACUACAUGUCACACAACUGAGAACCAGCUGGAGUUUAAAAAAAAAAAAUUUGAAAAAUGAAAUAAAGAAUCAGGUGACGGGGCUGGGGUGACGGGGCGGGGGUGAAGAGUGUCCUUUGGUGGAAGGAAUCGGAGGAUCUGACGCUGUGGCUUUGACUCUUCCUGUUGUUAAUGACUCCUGCACCAUGGCUCCAGGGUCCCAUGCUUCCUCUCGCGGUGCGUUCACUGUCACUGUGAAUUCCCCCAUGAGCUGCCUUCCUGGAGCAAACUCGAUGGGGCUGCUGUUUUGUUAAAAACAAAGUCUUUGUUUAUUUUUGUUGUCCUUUUUUUUAAAAAAUGUGUUUAUCAUUUUCCCAUCGUUCUUUUUGUUUGUGGGUCCAGCGGCCAUCUCUCCAGGGAGGAGUGGUUGUGUGUGUGUAACCCGUUUUGUUCACCCUUCACCUUGUUAAAUGUUUUUUGAUUGG